AUGACGUCAGCGGUGCCGGAUAACGCCCCCGAGGUGACGCAAGCAGGAGGGUUCGGAGGGCAGGCGGCGCGAGCGGCCAGGCUGGAGCUGGUGGAGGUCGGAUCUCCGAAAAAGGCUGCUUCGGGCGAAGCUUCCGGGAACGAAGAGGAGGAGGUGGAGGGACGUGAGGAAGAAGUCGCAGGGAAGAAAUGUGAUUUCAAGGAGGAUCUGAAAGGAGAUUCGGCUGCACCAGCAGUUGAUGUGAUUCUGAAGUCCCAUGGUUCGGCUGGGAACGGAACAGGAGUUGAGGAGGCAGCAGCAGCAGCCGCAGCAGCCGCAGCAGCAACUGUUGGUGGUUUAGUGUCGCCUGGGAAUGGUGGUGGUGGUGGUGCGGUCUCUUAUCCGUUCAUGCUCCCGUAUCCUCCUUAUGCGGACCCCAGGGCCAUCCCAGGUUUCGUGAACGGUUUUGGCGGGAAUUCGCAGGGCGCAUUGGGAAAUGUUGCAGCUGGUUCGGCUGGUGACGAUGCUUAUGCACAAGCUUCCUGGUUCGGCCAGGCACCUUGGUUCGGGCAGGGGCCUUGGUUCGGCCAGGCGCCUUGGCUAGGCCAGUCGCCUUGGCUCCCUGCUUAUACAGAUAAGCUCCCUGCGCUUGGUUCUGGGCCUGGUUAUCCCCGUUGUUGGCUUCCUCAGUACUAUCCUAUGCAACCCGAGGCUCUAGUUCAGUUCUCCCCGCCUCGUCCUGCAGCAGCAUCCAGUGAGUUCCCAAGCCUACCGUGGAGCCUCGGGCCAAACCUGGGUGGGUAUCCAGGUGCGUGGGGUGCCGAGCCUGGGUCCAGUGCAUAUGCAGCAUUGCCUGCUCCAGCGGAAGUCGCUGCAGAGCUCUCCCUGCUUUCGGGUAAUGCAUCUUCACAAGGGUCUGUAGGAGCGUCUAUUGAGGCACCUCAGAAGCCAAUGGAAGGCGCUGCAGAGUUCCCCUUGCCUUCGGUCUCUGCAGCAACUGAGGCGGUUUCGGCGGCACCUGCGACGGCACCUGAGGGUACACCAGCGGCUCCUGAGGUGGCGCCGGUGGCACCUGUGGCACCUGACGUGAUGACUGCAUCACCUGAGACGGCAACUGAGAUAGCACUUGCGGUACCUGAGGCAGUUUCCGCGGCCCCUGAGGCAGUUUCCGCGGCACCUGAGGCAGUUUCCGCAGCACCUGAGGCAGCUUCUGCGGCACCUGAGGCAGCUUCCGCAGCACCUGAGGCAGCUUCCGCGGCACCUGAGGCUGUGCGUGCGGCACCUGAGGCAGUUACUGCGGCACCUGAGGCAGUUACUGCGGCACCUGAGGCAUUUACUAUGGCACCUAAGGCGGAUUCUGUGGCACCUGAGGCAGUUUCUGCGGCACCUGAGGCUAUUCCUGCAGUACCUGAUACGGCACCUGAGGUUACACCAGUGGCAUCUGAGGCUAUUUCUGCGGAACCUGAGGCUGUUUCGGAGGCACCUGAGGCGGCACCUGUUGCACCUGUGGCUGCACCUGGACCUGAGACGGCACCUGAGGUGGCGCCUAUAGCACCUGAGGCGGCACCUGUGGCACCUGAAGCAGUACCUGCGGCUGCGGCACCCGAGGCACCUGCACCCGAACCACCUGUAUCUGAACCAUCUGCACCGGAAGCACCUGUAACCAAAGCACCUGUACCCGAAGCAGCUGCCACCAUCCGAACCACCAGCUCCGAGCCUCCUGAGCUGCCGAGGCAACUGGACGACCCAACCACUGGAACAGUCGCUGCCACCCGUAUCCAAUCCGCAUGGAGAGGCCACUCCCUCCGCCUUACCAAGCCUCUUGAAGCGGCUCGGACCAUAGCUGAGGUUCGGCGGCUGGCUCGGGAGAUGGCGGAGAGGCUCGGCGAGGAGGGGUAUGCGAUCAAGGUGGCGUCCGAACCAAAGGAGAAGCUUCGGGUGAGUGAGACGAUCAUGAGCUGGCUGCUUCGGUUGGAUGCACUGCUGUCGCCGAACCAGGAGGUCCGGGAGCUGAGACGGGGAGCAGUUCGGGAGCUGACAAAGCUGCAGGAUCGGUUCGGUGGGUGUGGGAGUGAGGGUCCUGAGGCGGUGAGAGUCGUGUUCUGCAGCAGUGAGGAGAAGGGGAGAGCUACGAAAGAGGUGAGGGAGGGGGAGAAGAAUGAGGAGAGGGAGAAGGGGAGUGAGGGGCCUGAGGAGGUGAAAGUGGUUUUCUGCAGCAGCGGGGAGAACGGGGGAGUGGAGAAGGAGAGGGAGAAGGAGAGGAAGGAAGAGGGGAAGGAGGAGGGGAAGGAGGGAAAGAAAGAGGAUGGUAGGAAGGAGGAGAGGAGAGAGGAGGAUAAGAAGGGGGAGGAGCAAGGUUACGAGGACAGGAGGGGGGAGGCAAGCUGUAGUGGGGAUGUGAGGAAGGUUGACGUGCAGUUCUGUGGGCGUGGGAGUGAGGGGCCUGAGGCGGUGAAGGUUGUGUUCUGCAGCAGUGGAGGGCUCAGCAGUGGAGGGCCCAGCAGUGGAGGGCUCAGCAGGGAGGGCGGGACAGGCGGGUCAGGCGGGUCAGGAGGGGCAGGAGGGGCAGGAGGGGCAGGAGGGGCAGGAGGGGCAGGAGGGGCAGCGGGAGGGGGUAAUGUUCAUGGUUCAGGGGUGUUUGGUGUGUGCGAGGCGAAGUUGAGGAGUGGGAAAGAGGGUGAGAUGAAGCAAGUGGAGAAGGGGAAGCAGAAGAGGAAGGAGGAGAGGAAGGAGGAGAGGAAGGAGGAGAGGAAGGAGGAGAGGAAGGAGAGGGUUCAGACAGCGGGGAAAAUUGCUGAGGGGAGGAAACAGGUUGACGAGGGAGAACAGAAGAGAAGCAAGGGGAAGGAGAGUGAAGAGGGACGGAGGAGUGAGGAAGAUGCCAAGAAAGGGAUUUCAGAAAUGGAGUCCACGAAAUCGCCAAUCUUUCUCCACUAUCUGCCGCAUCUGCUGCCUCUUGGAACCCCUCUCCACCACACGCCGCAUCCCCACAAUGCUCCUGCACCCAUCUCCACCCCUGUCUACCUCCACCUUCCCUCAGCAACCCCACUCGCCCAUGAGACCUCCUCUGUUGCCCCAUUCAGUCACUCCUCCUUCAAGCCCUCACCUUACAGUCACAUGGCACUGCCCAAGGGGGGUGCACCUGGACUAUCCGAGUUUUCACCUGAGGAAAUUGCCUGGCAGAUGGAGGCUCUGAGGCAGGAGAACGCCCAGCUGCGUCGGCUACUAUUCGAGCGGGAGCAGCGGCAGCAGCAGCAGCAGCAGAAGCAGAAGCAGGAGGAGCAGCGGAAACAAGCAGCAGAGAUGGCUGGUCUAUUUGGUGGCAGAACAGUACCUGCAGUGAACUGUGGAGGAGUAGCAGCAGCUGGGGGGUUUGAGGAGAGGCUGGAGUGCUUAGAGAGGGAGAUGGCUAGGAUGAAGGCUUCGCGUGAUUGUGAUUGUAAUGGGGGAUGGGGUGGGUGUAGGAGCCGGUGGGGUGUUUACUAG
Messenger RNA from Closterium sp. Yama58-4, 3465 nucleotides. The record is from the annotation of a GenBank genome assembly. NCBI's taxonomy places the organism in Eukaryota, Viridiplantae, Streptophyta, Zygnematophyceae, Desmidiales, Closteriaceae.